Messenger RNA from Marchantia polymorpha subsp. ruderalis, 1106 nucleotides. The record is from the annotation of a GenBank genome assembly. NCBI's taxonomy places the organism in Eukaryota, Viridiplantae, Streptophyta, Marchantiopsida, Marchantiales, Marchantiaceae.
GACUGCGACGGCGAACCUUUUCGUGCUGUAGCGAUGGAAACGAAAAGCUCUGCCUCGAGUGAAAAGGCUUGGCCCGCCGUCGCAUCCGCCACCGUGACGGCCCGACGGUAGGAAUCCCGGCGGAGCGUGACGGGCAGACGGAGCAAGGACGGCGUCAGGACGGAGCACAGGGUAAAAAAGAGCGAGUCACGACGACGGAAGGCCGGAAAGCAAAGCAGCGAGAACUGACAUGCACUCGGCACGCAGACGGCGCCACAUGGUCACGAAGCUUUUGAGUCAGUGUCGAUGACGUGGCAGCGGGAGUCUGGUCUGGCGGACAGCGAGGAGGGGAGUCGAUGGAUCUCCGAGCUUUGGAAGGAGCCCGGAUUUGAACCCGCUGUUCGACGCGGGGGAUUGCGGAGCAGAGAGCUGGAAGGACAGAGACAGAGACGAGACGAGCAUGAGCAUGCAACGAGCUGGCCUCUUCUGACAUCGUAUCUGCUUGCGCUUCUCCACGCUGCCACGUGUGUGCUGACCUGGCAAUCGGCAUUCUGGAGAACCUGCGAAAAAUCCAUUCGCACGAGACGGGUCCUGCUUUUCUUCAUCGUCGUCACCGGUUGUUCAAAUUGUCGAUCUUCCGCCUCUUGCCGCGAGCUCAUAAGCAGGUGGGAGACAGUUCAUUCGCGGUGCGAUUCCCUGACAACUGUGGAUUUCGAUUAUUCGCGAGGUUCCGGAUUUUGAAAUUUGCCUGCUUUUCGAUCGUUCGCUUUUCCUCUUAGAUUAUCGUCUUGUGAACACGGUGUUCACCGCAGAGAUACCUUGACUUCAAAAACCUUGAUACUAAACAUAUUCCUCUACUAAGUCUCCACCUGUCGACAUACAUGAUAUAAAAUUGAUGCUGCAAUAUAGUUGACUCUCGUAUGCAAGUAAUCUAGCAAUCGAUUUUCUACUAAUUGCUCGAAUACUCCUCUGGUGUCUCACUCGCUCGUGAGAUCUAGAUGUAGAUACCUAAGGUGCAAUCUUGACAUCAAUAAGUUUCCGCUUUAAGAGCAAAGUAGAUCUACACAUUGAGCCUUUCAAUACGUAAAUGUACAUCAUUGACCGUGAGAAUGCAACGUGAGAAUGAC